Danio rerio (zebrafish) is the source of this 3850-nucleotide messenger RNA. It is a transcript of the gene uck2a, whose product is annotated as uridine-cytidine kinase 2a. The record is from RefSeq and is marked provisional. Gene Ontology annotation, biological process: CMP biosynthetic process; CTP salvage; UMP salvage. Lineage: Eukaryota; Metazoa; Chordata; Actinopteri; Cypriniformes; Danionidae. Gene Ontology annotation, molecular function: uridine kinase activity; ATP binding; kinase activity.
UGUAAAAGCAGCUCGAGCCUCAGUCGCGCACUGGCAGCAUGGCAGGAGACAGCGACAGCAAGCUGGACAAUCACGCCGAAAACGAGCAUGUGGACUGGCAACCUUUCCUCAUCGGGGUAGCCGGCGGCACUGCCAGCGGCAAGUCAUCAGUUUGUGGGAAGAUAAUGGAGCUGCUGGGCCAGAAUAAGAUCGACCAUCACCAGAGGCAGGUGGCCAUCCUCAGUCAGGACAGUUUCUACAGGGUAUUGACCCCUGAACAGAAGGCUAAAGCUCUGAAAGGACAAUUUAACUUUGACCAUCCAGAUGCGUUUGAUAAUGAGUUGAUAGUCAAAACCCUGUGUGAAAUCAUGGAGGGAAGAACGGUGCAAAUUCCAGUCUACGACUUUGUCACACAUUCAAGGAAAGAAGAAACGGUCACUGUUUACCCAGCAGACGUGGUUUUAUUUGAAGGCAUCCUCAUGUUUUAUUCGCAAGAAAUCCGCGAUCUGUUUCAGAUGAAGCUGUUUGUGGAUACAGAUGCAGAUACACGUCUGUCCCGCAGAGUCCUGAGAGACAUCAGUGAGAGAGGCCGUGACCUGGAGCAAGUGCUAAACCAGUACAUAACAUUUGUUAAGCCUGCCUUUGAGGAGUUCUGUCUGCCAACAAAAAAGUAUGCUGAUGUGAUCAUUCCAAGGGGAGCUGAUAAUCUGGUUGCGAUCAAUCUGAUAGUUCAGCACAUCCAGGAUUUUUUGAAUGGUGGCUUAACCAAACGCUUGAACGGAUGUCUCAACGGCCACACACCCCGAAAACGGCAUCCGUCAGAGUCCAGCAGCAGGCCGCAUUGACCCGAUCUCCACCACUAUGUCAGGGAAUAUAUGUCUGAAGGACGGACGGAUGGAUGGAUUGCUUGAGCAUUCUGUUAAUUAGCCAACACUGUAUAUGACGAAAACAAACAAAAAAAUAAUAAUCAAGAAAGAAUUUCAAAGACUGCCUUUGCUUUAACUCUGCUUUCUUUUGUUUUGGACUGACUACACUUGACAUUUUAUGGAGUUUCAAAGCUUUUGCGAUUUGUUAAAGGUCAAAACGGAUAUUUCCUCUAUUUAUUUUGCCAUUUUUAUUUUUUGUACCUCUUUAAGACCUCUUGUACCUCUUUUGUUGCGUAAAAGGGGGGAAAUGCAGAUAAUUAAAUAUAACAUGACUCUGUGAUAACGAGGAUUGAAUAUUAAGUUAUUGUUUAUUUUAUACCUGUAGAUCUUUUUAAUAUCAGAAACGACUACAUUUGCAAAUUUAUUUAAAUACAAUUUUAUUUUUUGCAUCACUAAAAUGCUCUUCGGAGGCCAAAAACGAUUGUUUUAAAUUCACUUUGUUUAUUUUGUCUUGGUUAACAAGGUUUUAAUAUUCUGGCAUUAUUUAUAUAAAUCUGUAAUAUCAGUGUUUCAUGCAGAGAUAAACAUUUAUUCCUCCGCUUAACUUGAACCAUUCAGGCAGUGUUGCUAUGUCACAACAGGCCUCUCAGGGUGUAGUUAUUAAAAAUAACAACCAUAAGACUAUUUUUUACAGUAUGCAGAAGACACCUCUAAAUUAGAAAGGGAACUAACUGAACAAUUUGUGAAUGUGGUCCAUUUUAUGCACAUGUAUCACACUCCGAUAUGAAAAAAAUCGAAGUGAUCUUUAGUAUAACACUGAUUAUUUACAAAGAAGACAAUUGAUCCUCAUUAAACAUGGUCAUGUACUUUAAAAUCAAGCUCAGUGGUUGAUUGUGCAGUAUGAAAUAUGAUCUGUUUGUCAAGAGAUUUAUGUUCAUAUACUAUGCACUGUACCCUUGACUCUAAUAAUGCAAAUUGACACUCAGUUCAUGACUCUCUUUAAUUAGAUUACUUGAAAUGAAAUCUCAGAGUUUCUUCAUCCUGUGAUUUGUUGGCUUUUAAACUGAUUGAACCAUUAUGCCACCUGUGUUUUGUGACCUUUUUUAGGCUACCCAUAGAAAAUACACCAUGAUGCCACUUUGGUCAGUCUUUGACAGCUCGCCAAAGAGUUAAUUUUAGUGUUUUUCAACACUUUCGCAAUUUAAGCGGUUUAAUUUUCAUACAUUUUCUGUGUAUCUUAAAUGGACUAACUUUAAUUCUGUCAAAUUUACUCUGACAUGCGCUAUAGGCGAAUUGAAUAAGCUAAAUUGGCUGUAGGGUAUGUGUGUGAAUGAGAGUGUAUGGAUGUUUCCCAGUGAUGUGUUGCGGCUGAACUGGAAGGGCAUCCGCUGCGUAAAUUACAUGCUAGAUUAGUUUGUGGUUUAUUCCACUGUGGCAAGCCACUGAUUAAUAAAGGGACUAAGCUGAAAAGAAAAUUAAUGAAUGUUGUUCUGUUGAUCAGAAAAGAAGAUAUUCAGAAGCAUGUUGAAAAUCUGUAACCCUUGACUUCCAUAGUAUAGGUUUUCCCUACUAUGGAUGUCAGAGGUUACAAGUUUGCAACAUUCUUUAAACUAUCUUCUUUUGUGUUCAACAGAAUAAACUCAAACUGGUUUGGAACAAGUCAUGGGUGUGUAAAUGAUGGCAGAUUUUUUUAUUUUUGUUUUGGUGAAUUAUCCCUAUAAAGCUACAAAAAAAGCACUUAUUCAUGUGAACCAGAACACUCCAACCUUUAAACCUGACUGUAAAAUUUCCCUUUGACCUCAAAAUUGAUUAAUCGUUGAUCCAUGAACUAUUCCUGUUCAGCAUAUUUGUAUUGUAUUUAUUUUCUGGUUGGCUGCAUUCAGAUUGCUGCUAUGAUACAGGGUGACACAUUUUAUCUGAUGUAAAAAAAAUAUGACAAGUGAUCAAUUAUUCAGUAUGUAAAUAAUUAUUUGAUGGGCUUUUAUUUUAUUUUUACUCAUUUAUUAAGAGUUGUCUACAGUUCUGUCUGAGCCAGAUGCAAACAUAUUAAUAAUACCUUUUUUUCUGACAUGAAUGCUUAUUUGGUUGUCAGAGGCGCUCUGCUUCUUUGGUCAAAAUUCUGUGCCAUCACAAUAUUCUCUUGGUAUGUUUUAGUUAUAGACUUAUUUUCAUGACGAAUCUCUUUCCAUGUUACAUGAGCUAAACAGCAUUGUAAAUAUUACUUUUUUAAACAACACUUGGUAACUCAAACAUCCUGGCUGUUGAACACAAGAUACUCAACCAGAGGCUUUUGAUAUAUAUAUUAGCACAGAUUUAAACACCAGCUUUUACAAAUGCAGUACACUUUACAAGCAAUCAUUUUCACACAACCACACAUAAGCCCUGGAUAAAUUCAGGACUUCAUAACCGUUAUCAUUUCAACUCGCACACUCCGUGUGUGACCCUACUUGACUGAAAAUGAUGCAAAAUACUCCACUUUGUUUCGUUUUACUUCAAUUUACGGGAUUCCAAAGAUGUAAACUGUUGUUAUCAUUUAAUGUGAAGUUAUUGUUUUUUGUUCCCACCCUACUGUCUGUAAUUCCGUGACAACUAUGUGACAACCUAUAUGUAUUUAUGUUAAUAUUUGACAUUGUCUGGAGGCUUUUGGAAGGGAUUUCAGAAGUAUGGUGUUCUGCAUGAUGUAUUAUUAUAUGUUCAGUUAUUGAUGCCUUUGAGUUUUGGUGCUUGCAAAAUGGGUGCAAAAUGCAAAGAGAGCCAAAACCAAUAUAAAACCAGAAAAGGUUGCAUGCUUGUGUUGUAGGACCAAACAACAACAGUUGCAAGGCUUUAAACGGCGUUUCUGUGACAUUGCAAUGAUUAUAAACUGCGCCUGAUCUUGAAAUGAAGCUGGAAAUAGGUGUCCAUGAUUACUGUACCAUCAUGUAAAUGCGUAAACAAUCGCAGAAGGUUGUAUAACAAAGCGAUUGACAGCAAAGCUGAAUAAAAUAAAGGUUUUUGUACUCCUC